Molecule: messenger RNA, 626 nt
Organism: Vespa mandarinia (Asian giant hornet)
Lineage: Eukaryota; Metazoa; Arthropoda; Insecta; Hymenoptera; Vespidae
Source: RefSeq, a predicted model, not a curated record
GAAUUGUCGACAGAGAGAGAAAAGAGAGAGAGAGAGAGAGAGAGAGAGAGAGAGAGAGAUAUCUAAAGUAGUAGGACACUUCUCUCAAUCACCUGUUCAGUCGCGAUUUAAAUUUGUGCCGUACCGAAGCUUAAGUUUUAUACUUUGCAAUAUGUCGUUCCGGGCUACAUUCAUGUGCCUAUUUAUUGUUACGUUAAUCAAUCGUUAUCAGUGCACGGAUAACGUAACCGACGUUACGGAACAAACGCAUACCGAAGAUGCGCUCGCAAAAUUGGUCAGAAUGUUUUCCAAGCCGGGAGCGUUUAAACGGAUUAAUACUUUAUUAGGUGAGAAUUCGAUCGAGGAAUCCUCGACGUCUUGUCCUAAAGGUGAGGAAGGUCUCGAAUGUAGAAGGGCGGAAGCUCGUAGAUCCGUCGAUUGUCCGGAAGGAGACUGUUAUUGUCACAAUUGUGCCGCAGCAGGUCCCGAUUUAUGGGCAUCAUGUUGUCGUGAGAGUCUCAGAUGUUGCUCACAUCUUGCGGCUGCUUGUAGAACGUGCGAUCAUCCCACUCUUUAUCCAUUUUGUUCUAAGCACUUUAAAAAGUGUACAAAUCAAAUGAAUCAAAAGAAAUUAACGUAAAGGUCAA